CUUCCCUUUCCCCACACGAUCCUAAUCUGUCCUCCUCGGACGCCUCGCUCGAGCGUACGCCGCCAUGGCGCAAACCUCGGCGACGAGGGCUCGCGAGAGCAGUAGCGACGAGCGCGACUCUGCUACGCCUGGCACUCCGCCGCCUCCUAGCGUCGCCCCUCUGUCAACGGCCACUCAGACGACAGCAACGCCCGCUCAGCCGCCCGCUGCUGGCGUCUCUGCCUCCAUGCGCACGGCAGACGCUGUAGCAUCAUCAUCCUCUGUCACUCUCGACGCAGCUCCACCCGCUGCGGCCGAGGAUCCCAUGGCCUCCCUCGGCCUGCCAUCCCCAGAAGCUUUCGACGCCUGGCUGCCCAAGUGCGAGUUUGAGUCACAAGAAGCGGCCGAGCUUGCUCUCAAAACAUUUGCCCUCACUCACGGCUUCUCCAUCGCCACGCAAGUCUCCUGGCCGAAUCGCCGCUACCCAUCCAAAUGGAAGCGCUGCACCAAAGGUGGGGCCCCGCGAAAUCGCGUCCCCGUCGACGACCGAGUACGCAACCGCAAAUCGCGCAGGACUGAGUGUCCCUUUGUGGCCGAGAUCCACCAGACGAAGAAGAGGACGUGGACUCUCCACAUCCAGAACGCUCAUCAUAAUCAUGCACGCGACAUGGCGGGGAGCGGGUUGGCUAUUCAUUCUUCUCAGCGCGGCUUCACAGCAGAAGAGAAGGCGCACAUUGCAAUGGAGGUGCGCAAGGCUGUUGCAGAGGGUAAUAUCCCGCCAAGCAAGCCUCUCUUUGAUUGGGUUCACGAGAACAAUCCUAACUCGAGAACUACCAUGCGGGACGUGCUGAACGCGAUUCAGAAGGUCAAGGACGCCCUCGUCAAGGAGGAUCCGGAGAAGUGGACCGACUUCUUCGACAAGCAGCGCGAUCGCAAGUGUGGGUAUUGCGAUCAAAAGGGCCACACUAAGCUCAACUGUGAGAAGCGUCUGCAGGACAGGGCCAAUGGAGUGGAAGAGGGGCCCGAGAUCGGCAAGAGGAGACAGAAGGCUGCGCAGCGUGCCAAAGAGAAGGAGGCGGCGAGGAGGAAGAGGCAGCAGGAGGAAGAGGAGGCCAGGAUGGCGGCGGCGGCAGCUCGGACAACGGCACAGGCGCAGCAGCAGGACCGUAGUGAGCAUCAGCCGCCUCAGCAGCAAUCUCAAUCAAGCACUCAGGCUCCUCGCGCACCCCGUCCAACCUCUCCUCCCCGUGCUUCUGCUUCUCAUCAGCAGCCAACCCACUAUCAACAGCCCUGGCCAGGUCAUCACACUGCAUUCGACCCUCAGUUGGCCAACUCGUCGUCCUUGUCAGGGGAGGGCAGCCUAUCUGCCGCCUGGAGACACAAUGCGCAUCCACAUCACCACGGCCACCAGAAUGGGAGCGGCCACGAGCGCAUCUACGCCGGGCAGAACAAUGGUGCGGGCCUGACGGGCUUUGGAGGUACUGCGAUGCCGAUGGGCGGGGCAUGGCCUCAAGCUGCACCGCCUAGCUAUCUGUCGUCGUCUGCUGUUCAGAGAGGGUACGGCAGGGAGGGAUGACGGUGCGCGUUUCGAGCCGCUAUCAUCGUUGGUAAAGAAGCAAAGGCAGCACGAAGAUGCGCACGAGUGAACUACAUCGAUGUGACCUCACUUUCUCCCCGAGAUUCCUGAAGCAUCCAUUCUAGCACAUCUUUACCUCCAUUCUAGCACAUCUUUACCUCCAUUCUAGCACAUCUUUACCUAUCUCGUCCAUCAUCAUCAUAUACCUUAUCUUUGUUGGAAUGGCCCCCUCUAUCUGCAAUCCAUUACCAUCGCGAUCUGACUGACCACUGACAACCGGCAUGCUUCAGUCUGUCG
This is a messenger RNA of Jaminaea rosea, 1852 nucleotides long. RefSeq lists its product as hypothetical. The transcript has a single exon. The record is from RefSeq and is a predicted model, not a curated record. NCBI's taxonomy places the organism in Eukaryota, Fungi, Basidiomycota, Exobasidiomycetes, Microstromatales. The coding region runs from base 65 to 1555 and encodes 496 amino acids.